Messenger RNA from Talaromyces stipitatus ATCC 10500, 669 nucleotides. Its product is annotated as DUF1000 domain protein. NCBI's taxonomy places the organism in Eukaryota, Fungi, Ascomycota, Eurotiomycetes, Eurotiales, Trichocomaceae. The record is from RefSeq and is a predicted model, not a curated record. The transcript is spliced from 3 exons. Gene Ontology annotation, cellular component: nucleus. Bases 1 to 669 code for a protein of 222 amino acids.
AUGUCGGGUCAUCAUCAUCACGAUCACGGCCAUGGAGAUCAUUGUCACGAUGAGGGACACGAUCAUUCCAAUGACAUCACUCCUGCCCUCCAAUCACUGUUGUACUCUCAGAUACAAUUUGAUAUGGUGUCUACAUUGAAUGAAUCCGUCCCUCGCGCCGGUACCGCAGUUCUCCAAAAGUCCUGGGCUGAACGAUUAAUUGAACAACCUGAGCUCGAGAGCGAUGCCGACGAACAGCUUCUGAUGCACAUUCCAUUUGCAGGACAAGUGAAACUGCACUCACUCCUGAUAUACACAGCUCCGACCCCAUGUGCUCCCAAGACCGUGAAGCUCUUCAAGAACCGAAAUGACCUCGAUUUCUCCAUGGCGUCGGAUUUGAAACCGACCCAGAUCCUUGAAAUUCCGCAACCUGUUACGGGGACUGACGUCUUUGACCUUCCCCUUAAUCGCGCACUGUGGAACACUACUACGUCCAUCACCCUGUUCUUCGAAGACAACUGGGGCGAGGAAGAGACUACCAGGAUCGGGUACCUUGGAUUCAAGGGACAGUUUAUGGCGCUGAACCGGGAGCCUGUCAGUGUCAUGUACGAAGCAGCUGCGAACCCCAGUGACCAUGUGGCUAUCCAGGGUGUGCAAGGAAUUGGAGGGAGGAUUAUGCCGGGACAAUAA